GAUGAUGAUGAUAAUUGGUGUCGUGAUAACGACUGCGAUUGACGAUGACGAUGAUCGUGAUUUGCCUGGUGUGCAGAUGAUGGCUACUGGAACAAGUCAGACAUCAUCACAAGGUAACGUCGUCCCCUUUCCCUUUUACCUUCUUUUCUCGUCCGUACCUCUCCUCUACUUGCCUCUGCUCCUUCUCUCCCCUUCUGCUCUUAGCGUUCUGGUCAGGGAGAGAGAAAUCAAAGACAAUCUGCGGAGCUCCAAGAAUCCAGAGUUGGUCGAGAAGCGAGCAGCAAGCACGAUGCCAUUCAUCUCCUCCAACCGGCGACCUGUCCUUGAUCAAGAAGGCGAGGACACGAAAGAGAAGACGAAGGAGGAGGAGGGAGGGAGAAAGGUGAUCCCCCUCAACAUUAUCAGCAAUGAUGAUGAAAUGGCUGAUUCCGCUCAGGACGAUGUUUCAAACAAGCUCCCCCAAGUUCCUAAGUUGAGAUUCGAUGGGGAAGGCAGAGGUCGGAAAGAGGAGGAGGAGGAGGAGGAAGGGGAGUGGCCAUGGAUUGUUGGAAAGCCGAGCGUCUUUCCAUCUCUACACAACUCUUCCCUUCCCUCCCUACGAAAUACUUUCAUCUUCUGAUGUUUGUAGUGUACAGCGACUUUGAUGUCUUGUGAAUGAAUGUAAUGUAGAUGGUGCCC
Guillardia theta CCMP2712 is the source of this 678-nucleotide messenger RNA. RefSeq lists its product as hypothetical. The record is from RefSeq and is a predicted model, not a curated record. Bases 77 to 619 code for a protein of 180 amino acids. The transcript has 3 exons. NCBI's taxonomy places the organism in Eukaryota, Cryptophyceae, Pyrenomonadales, Geminigeraceae.